CUCAUCCUCAACCCUCACCUCCGUCCAUGGCGCGCCGUUCGCUGCCCCCCCCCGUGGGAUGGGAGGCGGCGCGGGCGGCGCGCGAUGCCGACCCCAGCGACGGCCGGGAAGCCGCAGGGCGCGGAGCACAGGGCCCGCGCAGGCGAGAGCGAGGCCCUGCGCCUCGUGGCAGCGGACGCCGCUGAUGGUGGCGGCGCGGCACGGCCAGCUGGAGGUGGUGGGCCAUUGCCUGGGCACGUCCUGCAGGCAGCCACAGCUGGACCUGGUAGACGAGCGCGGAGACACGGCGCUGAUGAUCGCGGCGCGCGAGGGCCACGCCCAGGUGGUCCGCGCGCUGCUCGCGGCCGGCGCCGACCCGUGGGCGCGGAACUCCGCGGGCCAGUCGGCCGCAGACCUGGCGCGCAGCGAGCCCAUCCGGGCGGACGUCAUGCGGGCGGAGGCGAAGCUGGAGGCGCUGAGGAGGACCUUUCUGGCGCAGGCCGGCGUGGCGGACGAGGCCGACGGUUCCGGAGGCGGGGCGGGCUCCUGCCCGGCGGGCUCCUCGGGCGAGGCCGGCGGCGCCGUGGCCCUCGCGCGGCCAGGGCCCGCACGCGCGGGCGCGGCGCUCGACGGUGAGUGUCCCUCCUGACCGCCCCCGCCGCGCGGGCCGCCGCGCGGGCGGCGGGGGGGGGCACGCGGGCCGAGAUCUCCCUGCGGCUUGCCGCGCGGCG
Molecule: messenger RNA, 710 nt
Organism: Prorocentrum cordatum
Lineage: Eukaryota; Dinophyceae; Prorocentrales; Prorocentraceae
Source: the annotation of a GenBank genome assembly